AUGGGGAAGUCAAGUAUUAGAGGGGAGAACCAUUCAUCCUCCUUUGCUGCCGCACUUAGCCGCUUUGACGACAUUGAUACCACUGAACCACAAAUAUUCAGGUUCAUCGCAGACAAGAUUAGAAGCCAGUACAAAGAAGACCGUGAACAGUUCAAAGACGCUGUCACCCAAUUUCUCAAAUAUGGUACCGCCCAGGCAGAUACGAUCUCGUUGGAUCGCAGGUGUGGCGAUAAACAGGACAAUGGCGAGGAUAAAGUUAUGAACCAGAUGGAUCACUGUCUCCGGUUGGCCCUCCCCCGUGGCGCGUUGAGGAAAGGGUUCGAUGGAAGAAAAGAUAUCGCUCAAAUGCUUUGCAAGACGAUUGUUGAACACUGGCCCGUGUUAGCCUUCAUGCGCAAGUACAACACGGGCAAGGGUUGCUGGCUCCAAGAGCAAUGUUCACACAAAAGCCAACAUGCUCUCUAUCCCGACACGUCCAUUCCCUUCCACUUAGCGGUCAGUAAGGGUGACCACGAGCUCGUCAAGCUCAUGCUAGAUAGGAUCCGAGUCGUCCUUGACCAGAAAGUUCUCUUGCAGCGUCCCAUGGAGGAUUCUGAUAUCCAUCUCGGUCAGGAUAUCAAGAAGGAUCUCGAGAACAAUCCGGACCAGCUGCGCUACCUUGAAGGGCGCAAAAUCAAGUUGGAUGAUCUCAACCUUUUAAGUGUGGUGAAAGGCUAUGCUCAAAACGAAUCAAUUUGUCGUCUGGCCCUUGAGAAUUCUGAGGAUUUCGAGACUUCUGAGGCGGCAAAGCUUAAGACUCUGGAAGAACUGCUGACCGUCACGGGAAUUGCAAUCUCAAGCGAUCAAGGAGCGCCCGACGAAGCGUUUGAUAUAGCGCUUAGGAAAAAUCUCGACACUGCCGUUAAAGCGUUUCUCAAGCGUGAGGUGCCUGUGUCCACGAGUUGCUUGAAGAGCGCUCUGGAGAACUAUGAAACAUCUAAACAGCUCCCUGGCAGCACAGCAGGACAAUCUUCAAAAGCAAGCGACGCAGGAUUAAACAUCUUGGAAUAUCUUGUUGCCAAAGCCACCAAGGGUGUUCUUGAUCAUGAGAUUAUCAGGUACAUCAUCAGGGGGAAUUUGACGUCUGUUUGGAAUGUAGUCAAUAAGAACAUUCUUGAUAACACGACCAAAGUGUGUCUUCUCGCUACGGCCGUUCUUUAUGGAAGCCUGAAAUUUAUCAAGCUGUUUGUCGAAGAGGAUCCCCAGGCUCUUGGAGUAGCUGUGAAGCUUCCUGCGGACGAUGGUGUCCCUGGGGUGAAUGGCGUGUCGGAUGGAGAUGACAGGUUCCCUCUUUGGUAUAACAAUCACAGGCGAGAAAGGUCUACAGGGAAUGAACUGAAAUUCGUGUUGCGUAAGAGCAAGCCUGAUAAGGUCCGGGGCGAUAUUCGCGAUUUUCUGGUCGACAAGAUGACUCGUGAACUACCAAUUGACAAGUUAUCUGAUAUCCUUCACAGAUCACAUGUUAACGAGCUUUGCUUUGAUAUCUCAUCUUUCAGCUCUGAUAACUACAGUGCUUCCGACUUCAUCGACUCAAUAUUCUUUCAGGAAGAGCAAGGCGGACAGGAUAUUAUCCGCUUCGAAAAAACACUCAAGUACGUGGCCUUCCCGCAGUUUGACGUCAAGCCGGCAGGUAGGGAGAUGUACCAGGACAAUGCAAAUCUGAGAAAACCCCAUCGAGAGGUCUUUGAAGUCCUUCGCUGGCUGGAGAAGAAAAGGGUCGACAAGAUUAUCGAGCUUAUCGUGCCCGACCGCUUGAUCAAUCCGCAUGACGAUGUUGAGAUGGCCUGGUGGUUGAAGGCGUUCGGCGUUGAAAAACUGGACUGGAGAGUUCUCGACCUGAGUUUUACAAAUUUGCGUGACCCACCCAUGAAGAAUCCCUCAGGCGUAAGCAAGAAGGAGUUUCAGAACAGCGAGAUUCGAGAGUUGCAUAUUUACUCUAGCGGCAAGCAGUCAGUCCUUGACCACUGGCUCAGCCCGCAAGGUAUCGAGAGCUUGAAGAAUCUUAAGAAGCUUCGCAUACAUGUCGUUCGUGAAACAUGCACAAGAACGCAGGUCCAAAGAGCGCUUAGCAGCAUCCAACGUGGAAUCACUGCCAUUCGUAAUAGAAGAGUCAGUGAUGAUAAGAAGAAGCAUCUCAUCAUGACCGUUCCUAAUGAAACGCCAUGGUACUCGACUCCAGCCGUGGCGGACCUAACCAGAUGCAAGUCACUUCCCUCGUACACGACACUGUCGGACGUUCUAACCCAAUACCUAUCGCCUCGACUGGCCAAAUUGGUCCAAGAUUUGAGUGGCAAAGUCUAUGAAGGCAUACGUUCAGGUCAAUUCAAGCGAACCAAAGUAGCUAUCCUCGACAACGGUAUUCUGUGCGUUCCUCCCGUGUUGCAAGCUUCUCAAUCUCUACCUAGUGUGAUAGAGGACGGUCUCAACGAGAAUGAAACGACUUCUGAAAAGGUCAAAAGUACACAAAGCCCACAGUCGACCAGGGAAGCUCCAUUAUCGAGCAACCCAAAGCAAAAGACCAAUGGAGACAAGCAAGGCCUGUGGUAUCGCAUCAGGGGCGGAAAGUCCUUUGUGGAGAGCAGCUCACGGUUCAAUCCCUGGCAGUUCCCAUCGGAUGCGCACGGGACGCAAAUGGCAAAUCUCAUCUGCGCACUGGAUCCCUACUGUGAUCUGUAUGUGGCUAGAGUCGCGGAGACGACAGUUGGCAUCAACGCCGCGAGCGUCGCAAAGGCAAUUGAUUGGGCAGUUGAUGACUGCAAGGUCGAUGUUAUCUCUAUGAGCUUCGUAGUGGAUAGCGAUCCGGAUAAGAAACUACAAAACGCUGUGAUGAAGGCCACUGAAAAUGAAGUUGUCACCUUAUGCAGCACGCAUGAUGAGGGAUCCAAAGUCCAUAAGGCCUGGCCAGCUUCUUUGCUUACGCAGGCAAAGGAAGAUUGCGGGAAUCUCAUCGUUCUCGCUGCUUGUGACGAAUUCGGCCAACUGUUAAGAGACGCCGACCCUAACAGCUACACGUAUCAGAUUGCGGGUAAGGAUGUUCAAGCCGGUGUAGUGCCCUUUGUCAAGUCAACAGAGACCAUAUCUGGAAGCUCGGUUGCUACAGUGCUCGCUGCAGGGAUUGCCUCGCUCACAAUCACUGGCGAUGGCCUGGCGAAUCCUGGUAGGAGUUACUACGCUAACAAGUCUGAGGCAAAAAAUAACCCACAAACGCGGGCUCUGAAACCGCGUUUACAAACCGUAAAGGACCAUCUGAAUGAAAUGAAAGCGGCAGUGUCGGACAAGCAUGUCCUGUUGGAGAAGUUUUGCAAAGUGGGCAACACCGGUGUCGGGAAAGGGCACCUUUAUAACGAUCCGUACAUGCCAAACGUCGAA
Molecule: messenger RNA, 3408 nt
Organism: Clonostachys rhizophaga
Lineage: Eukaryota; Fungi; Ascomycota; Sordariomycetes; Hypocreales; Bionectriaceae
Source: the annotation of a GenBank genome assembly